This is a messenger RNA of Lasiosphaeria miniovina, 300 nucleotides long. RefSeq lists its product as uncharacterized. NCBI's taxonomy places the organism in Eukaryota, Fungi, Ascomycota, Sordariomycetes, Sordariales, Lasiosphaeriaceae. The annotation marks the transcript as partial. The record is from RefSeq and is a predicted model, not a curated record. The transcript has 2 exons.
CAACACGACGACGUGGCCACCGACGUCGACGUGCCCAAGGACGCCCCCGACGGCAACCCGCCCCAGGACAACUCGUAUGUGUCGCGCCGCUUCGAAUCGAUCCCCGUACAAAAGGACAGCGCGCCGGUCGAGGACCCCAUCGAUGCCAGGACGGCGGACACGGAUCAGCAGCUGGAACGAGACGAUGUCGAGGCCAUCGACAAGUCUAACAUCCUCAAGGGCAAGAGCAAGACCCGCCAUGCCAAGCCGGCCGGCUCGUACAAGGAGCCGAGCGAUGAGGAUAUGGGCUUGACGGAGUAG